Lingula anatina is the source of this 2240-nucleotide messenger RNA. RefSeq names its product catalase-like. NCBI's taxonomy places the organism in Eukaryota, Metazoa, Brachiopoda, Lingulata, Lingulida, Lingulidae. Gene Ontology annotation, molecular function: heme binding; catalase activity. Gene Ontology annotation, biological process: response to hydrogen peroxide; hydrogen peroxide catabolic process. Gene Ontology annotation, cellular component: peroxisome; cytoplasm; mitochondrion. The record is from RefSeq and is a predicted model, not a curated record.
UCGUAUCGCGAUGACCCAAUUAGUCCGUAAGGCAGGUGUCCUGUUUUGCAACACGGGUACUUACAUAGCGAGAACUUUGAUCAGGCAACUUGAGAAAGUCUUCAGCAGUCAGACAAGUCACUUUCUUAAUCAUCAAAAAUGGCAAACCGUGACAAAGUUGCCAACCAAAUGGAAGCAUUCAAGCAAUCCAACGAGAACCCACCAGGUUCUCUGACCACUAGUACUGGGGCCCCAAUAGGGGAAAAGUUAGCCAGUAUGACUGCUGGCCCCAGAGGGCCUCUGCUUAUGCAGGACUUUGUCUUUAUGGAUGAGAUGGCACACUUCCAGAGGGAGAGGAUCCCAGAGAGAGUGGUACAUGCCAAAGGGGCAGGUGCAUUUGGCUUCUUUGAAGUUACACACGACAUUUCCAAAUACUGCAAAGCUAAAGUGUUUGAGCACAUAGGCAAGAGAACACCAGUUGCUGUGCGUUUCUCAACUGUUGGUGGUGAAAGUGGCUCUGCAGACACUGCUCGCGAUCCUCGUGGCUUCGCUGUCAAGAUGUACACAGAUGAAGGCAACUGGGACUGUGUGGGGAAUAACACACCUAUCUUUUUCAUCAGGGACCCCAUCUUUUUCCCAAGUUUUAUCCAUACGCAGAAGAGGAACCCAGUUACACAUUGCAAGGACCCAGACAUGUUCUGGGAUUUCAUAACUCUGCGCCCAGAAUCCACUCACCAGGUGUCCUUCCUGUUCUCUGACAGAGGUACGCCAGACGGCUACCGUCAGAUGAACGGCUAUGGCAGCCACACCUUCAAACUAGUGAACAAGGAUGGUGAGGCUGUGUACUGCAAGUUCCAUUAUAAGACGGACCAGGGCAUCAAGUGUCUGAUGGCAGACCAGGCAGGAGAGCUGGCUGGUAGUGAUCCAGACUACGCCAUCCGUGACUUGUACAAUAACAUUGCUGCUGGGAACUACCCAUCCUGGACCUGGUACAUACAGGUGAUGACAUUUGAAGAGGCCGAGAAGUUCAGAUGGAAUCCAUUUGAUUUAACCAAGGUGUGGCCCCAGGGAGAGUUCCCCCUGAUUCCCGUGGGCAGGAUGGUGUUGAACCGUAACCCUAAGAACUACUUUGCUGAGGUGGAACAGAUUGCCUUCUCCCCAGCUCACCUUGUGCCAGGCAUUGAGGCCAGCCCAGACAAAAUGUUACAGGGUCGUUUGUUCUCUUACUCUGAUACACAUCGCCAUCGUUUGGGCACCAACUACCUACAGAUUCCUGUCAACUGCCCCUUCAAUACCAGAGUGAAGAACUACCAGAGGGAUGGACCCCAGUGUGUCACUGACAACCAAGAGGGAGCCCCCAACUAUUUCCCUAACAGUUUCAAUGGCCCAUUGGAUGACAAGAGACAUCUGGAGAGUGUGUUCCAGACCACUGGGGAUGUCAAACGCUACAACACAAGGGAUGAUGACAACUUCAGCCAAGUCGGAUUAUUCUGGCGCAAUGUGCUAAAGCCAGAUGAGCGUACAAGACUUGUGGAGAACAUUGCUAACCACCUGAAGGAUGCCCAGGAGUUCAUCCAGCAACGUGCAGUCAAGAAUUUUGGACAGUGUGACCCAGAAUAUGGUCGUAGGAUCCAGGAAUUGCUGGACCAGUUCAAGGCUAAGAAAGUGAGCAUGGGAGGAAUGGCCCAGGCAAACCUUUAAAACUUCAUUGGGACUGUGCUUUGAAAGUGAAAAAUUAAAAUAACAGGAUAUCCCAGAUUCAUGUGAUAUGAUAUGUCUCAUUCUGACAAUAUGGUACUGAAUGCCAAUGCAAAUUACACAUUACUGAUCCAGUUUGGAGAAGAUAUGUUUCAAAGAAGCAUGUCAGCUUAGUGAAAUAUUCCAAUCUGUGUAGCAAUUGUCAUUAGAUAUUGAAACAAAGUGGAUUUUGAUUCUUUUUCUUGAUUUAAAUGUGAAAGUAGAAGAUCAAUCAAAUCUGUGGGCAGAAAUGACAGUAUUAAAGAUAUGGAAAAGGAGAGGCAACUAGCAGACGCUAGUAUGGAAAUAUUAUCAUGUUAGAUAUGAUAUAUAUUUUUAUGAAUGAUUUUGCUUUAACUAACUGUAAUUAUGGAUAUAAUUUUUAACAAGGUGAUUGUUAUAAUGAUAGUCUCAUCCCACAUAAAUGUACAAUUUUGUUGGAAAGACUUGCUAGGUGUACUUUUAGCAGCUUUUUUUUAAUGGCUGCAUGAAAAUGCUAAAAAAAAAUCUUUAAUUGCGCAAGA